UAAGGUUAUAUGAAGAAAGAUAUACAAAUGAAAACAUAGAUAGAGAGAGAUGAUAUUAGUUAAUUAAAUCUUUUUUUUAAUACUUAGUUUUUAAUCAAUCAGCAAACUCUCCUUCAUCUUCUAUUACAAUUAUCCAUCUUCUGUUGUUGUUCUUACAAGAAUGUUUAUAUUGUAGUUGCAGGUAAGUUAGAACUCACGAGUUAUAGUUUCGAAACAUGGAGUUGACUUUAUGCAUCUUCUUGGUUAAAAGCUUGGAUCCAAUCUGAAGCACUAAACCAGUUUCUUGAUUUUCUUGCGUAAUUGGAUUUUUGAUUUUCCUUCCGACAAGAUGUUUGAAGGUCGACCACGAGAUUCUUGUCUGGUUUCAACUCUCUUCACCAUGCCAAGUCAUCAAGAAACCAAAUGGAGCUUCUCGAUUUCCACAAAACGGGCCUUUCUCAAUGAAGACGAGAGUCACAACCACAAGAAGAUUCACAAGUUCUUGAAUCUUGACGGAGGAGAUGGAGAGAACGGGUCAUCAUCAGAUUCUGGAUCGUUAAUCCCAGGGAUGAACAAAGACGACUCACUCACCUGUUUGCUUCGUUGCUCUCGAGCUGAUUACUGCUCCAUUGCUUCAGUGAGUCGAAACCUACGAGCUUUGGUCCGAAGCGGCGAGAUUUAUAGGCUCAGGAGGCUACAAGGGACGCUCGAGCACUGGGUUUACUUCUCGUGCCAUCUCAACGAAUGGGAAGCGUUUGAUCCGAGGUCGAAACGGUGGAUGCGUUUGCCGAGUAUGCCGCAGAACGAAUGUUUCAGGUACGCAGACAAAGAGUCUCUCGCUGUCGGAACUGAUUUGCUUGUGUUCGGUUGGGAAGUGAGCUCUUACGUAAUCUAUAGAUACAGUCUUUUGACUAACUCUUGGUCUACUGGUAAGAGUAUGAACAUGCCUAGAUGCUUGUUUGGGUCCGCUAGUUACGGUGAGAUCGCGGUUUUAGCCGGCGGUUGCGAUUCAAACGGUAGGAUUCUUGACACGGCUGAGAUGUAUAACUCUGAGGACCAGACUUGGUCGGUGUUACCGGCGAUGAAGAAGCGGAGGAAGAUGUGUUCCGGUGUGUUUAUGGAUGGGAAGUUUUAUGUGAUUGGUGGGAUUGGUGUUGGGGAAGGGAACGAGCCUAAGGUAUUGACUUGUGGUGAAGAGUUUGAUAUGAAGACGAGAAUAUGGAGAGAGAUUCCUGAUAUGUCGCCACCGAGGUUGAUAAACCAAGGGAAUGGAAUGUCAGCGGCUGCGAUGGCUCCACCGCUUGUAGCGGUUGUGAAUGAUCAGCUUUACGCGGCUGAUCAUGCCGGUAUGGCGGUUAGAAGGUAUGAUAAGGAGAGUCGCGUUUGGGUUCAAGUUGGGAGUUUACCUGAGCAAGCUGGCUCCAUGAACGGUUGGGGCUUAGCGUUUAGAGCUUGUGGGGAUCAGGUUAUAGUGAUUGGUGGACCAAAGGCUCCAGGUGAAGGGUUCAUUGAGCUUAACUCAUGGGUUCCAAGUCAUGGUGCACCACAGUGGCAUUUACUUGGCAAGAAACAGUCUGUUAAUUUUGUUUACAAUUGCGCGGUGAUGAGCUGCUGAAGAUGUGAACAACAAUGUUGGUUUAGUUGGUGUUAAGAGGCUUAUUAGUUAUGAUUAAGAUAUAAAAAAAAUUGAGGAGAUUGUUGUUAUGUAACUUAUUGUUGAUUUGUAGUUUCAUGUUUCUUGCUGAGUUAUAUUGAUCUUACACUUCAAUGGAUGGUUCUUCUUUUCAUGUUACGUUUUGAGCUCUUAGAUAUUUC
Eruca vesicaria subsp. sativa (arugula) is the source of this 1794-nucleotide messenger RNA. NCBI's taxonomy places the organism in Eukaryota, Viridiplantae, Streptophyta, Magnoliopsida, Brassicales, Brassicaceae. The record is from the annotation of a GenBank genome assembly.